AUAAUAAGGUAGCUAGCUAGUAGUAAGAGAGCUUAGACAUGGCUUCUUCCUCUUCUCCACUCUUCACAUCUUGGCAGAUUACCCUCAUUACCCUCACCACCAUCUCCUUCCUCUCCUCCUCCUCCUUCCCCGCCUCCGCUGCAGCAACAAAACAAAACCCUACAUCGCCCUUCAAGAAAAUCUACGCCUUUGGUGACUCAUUCACAGACACAGGCAACACAAGAUCCAUCUCAGGCCCUAGUGGCUUCGGCCACGUCUCAAACUUUCCCUACGGCAUCACCUUCUUCCACCGCCCCACCAACCGCUACUCCGACGGCCGCCUAGUCAUUGACUUCGUCACCGAGUCACUCUCCUUGCCCUACUUGCCACCCUACCGUGUCGUUUCGAGCAAUGCCUCAGCAGACUCAACUCACGGAGUUAACUUCGCCGUCGCGGGUUCCACUGCCAUAGAGCACGAGUUCUUUGUGAAGAACAACCUCAGCCUUGCCAUCACUCCUCAGUCUAUCCUGUCUCAGCUGCUUUGGUUCAACAAGUUCUUGGAAAGUAAAGGUUGCAAAGUUGGAGGACCGGAAUGCAAAUUUGAUGAUGCACUUUUUUGGGUUGGAGAAAUCGGAGUCAAUGAUUAUGCUUAUACACUUGGAUCUGCUGUGCCAGGUGAUACAAUUCAGAAGCUUGGGGUCAGUAGGGUUACUAGCUUUCUGCAGGCACUGUUAAAGAAGGGUGCCAAAUAUGUUGUUGUCCAAGGUCUGCCACUUUCAGGCUGCUUGCCGUUGGCGAUGACGUUAGCGCCGGAAGACGACAGAGACAGCGUCGGAUGUGUCAAGAGUGUCAACAACCAAACCUACAGCCAUAACCUUGUGCUCCAAGCAAAGUUGCAAGUACUCAGGAAACAGUUUCCCCAUGCUGUCAUAACCUAUGCUGACUACUGGAAUGCCCAUCUCACAGUCAUGAAGAAUCCGAGCCAGUACGGUUUCACGGAGAGCUUCAAGGCCUGCUGUGGGAAGAGCGAUGACCCCUACAACUUCGACGUGUUUGCCACUUGCGGCACGCCUUCUGCCACCGCCUGUAAAAGCCCGUCUCAGUACAUAAAUUGGGAUGGAGUUCAUCUCACUGAAGCCAUGUACAAGGUGCUUUCUGAUAUGUUCCUAAAAGGCAACGCCACUCACCCUCCUUUCAGUUCCUUGUUGGACAUAAAACUGCGUAACGGGUGAAUGGCCUGCCUUCGGAUGAUCAGAUUCAUCUUUUAGUACUUUUCUGUGUUGCUUGUGAUCUCUUGAGAGUAGAUAUUUCUGUGUUCGAAGUAUGCUUGAGAACUUUUUGAACUAUUUACUAUAUAUAAUAUAACCUGAGUGAAAGAUGACUCCUUUUAAAU
Molecule: messenger RNA, 1372 nt
Organism: Malus domestica (apple)
Lineage: Eukaryota; Viridiplantae; Streptophyta; Magnoliopsida; Rosales; Rosaceae
Product: GDSL esterase/lipase At3g48460
Molecular function (GO): hydrolase activity, acting on ester bonds
Source: RefSeq, a predicted model, not a curated record